Podarcis muralis (Common wall lizard) is the source of this 754-nucleotide messenger RNA. The record is from RefSeq and is a predicted model, not a curated record. NCBI's taxonomy places the organism in Eukaryota, Metazoa, Chordata, Lepidosauria, Squamata, Lacertidae.
AUGGAGUCGUGCCAUGGCCCUAGCCUACACCCAGGCUCCGGACAGGAUCCAGAUCUGUGGAUUUCUCCACAGAGAAAGAGCAGCCAUCGGAAUCCUGAAGAGGACAGUCAGGGCGAUGAUAGAGAUGUUCAAGAGGAAAGGGCAAGAGUUCAGAGUGCACUGGCCUGUGCAAAUCAGGAAGAGAGACCAGUUAUCCUAGUCAGCAAUUUGCGCAAAGAAUACAGAAGUGAGAAGGCUUGUUCCUGUGGCAAGAAAAGCAAGACGCUGGGGAAAGUGGCCACCAAAAGUGUCUCCUUCUGUGUUAAAAAAGGUGCAAGCAUUGACAAUUUCAUCCAAGCAGUGAAGAAUCAGAAUGUCCUGGUAGAAGUUGUCUCUGGCAAAAAUGUCAGUGACCAACUAGUGCACAAUGGGGCUAUAAUGGUAGCCCUUGAAGACAAGAAAUACAGAUUCACACUUAUAUGCCACAUGGAAGUGACCAAUUGCUUUCCAGUGCUUGUCAACAUCAUCAGCAAUGCACGCCUGCGAAUGUUAAAUUCCGCUGCCCAUAUUCGAAUCUGGAGUCACAUGUUUCUAUUUCAAUUUAGUAGCAAACAGCUAUGGAUCUUUUUAUGUAACAUGUGCAUGUUUGGGGUAUUUAUAUACCCUACCUUUCCAGCACAUUUUGCGAUGAUGAGCGGUCGUUACUACAAGGUAAAGUAAUUAAACAUGCAUGAAACUUAUUCCCUUGCAAUGAAUGCAGUCUUUUGAUUUCCCC